This is a messenger RNA of Fraxinus pennsylvanica, 306 nucleotides long. NCBI's taxonomy places the organism in Eukaryota, Viridiplantae, Streptophyta, Magnoliopsida, Lamiales, Oleaceae. The record is from the annotation of a GenBank genome assembly.
AUGUGGUCGAUGGUACCUUGCAGAAGCAAAAAGAGUUUGAGAACAGAAUCACCAAUGAAUAUCCAAGAAAUCCUAAAGACGAAACUUGAGACCAUCAAAGAAGAACCCGAGAUCAUUAACGAGGAAAAUGGAGCUCUAGCGAAGCAUAGAAGCAUGUCGAAGAAGGUGAUGAAGAAGAUUCAUCUGAAGGUUAAGAUGGGACACCUUUUUACAUCUCAAACAAGCCUUAAGGAAUCAUAUCUACUGUUCAUGACAGGAAUAGCAUCCAAAGGUGGGUUAAGUGGGCUCUCUCGAAAUAUCACGUAA